This is a messenger RNA of Cornus florida, 3348 nucleotides long. Its product is annotated as receptor protein kinase TMK1-like. The record is from RefSeq and is a predicted model, not a curated record. The transcript has 2 exons. Bases 238 to 3099 code for a protein of 953 amino acids. Gene Ontology annotation, biological process: protein phosphorylation. Lineage: Eukaryota; Viridiplantae; Streptophyta; Magnoliopsida; Cornales; Cornaceae. Gene Ontology annotation, molecular function: ATP binding; protein binding; protein kinase activity.
CCACGCCUUUUUCCAUCCCCUAGUCUCUGUCUAAAUUCCAUUUUCUCUCUCUAGAAUCACUCGUCUCUUAUAUCCUUCUCUUUCCUUUCCUACCCUCAAUCUCCGCCGCUCCGACAGUUAAAAAGAAAAAAAUCUUUUUACAUUUUCUGUGUCUAAAAGGCACAUUUGAGACAAAUUUUUGUACUCCUCAACCUUUGGUGAUUUUCCUCUUACUUUCUCUCGGAUUUUCCCGAGAAAAUGAAGAAACCCUAUCUGGGUUCUAGGGUUUCGGCCCUUUUCUUCGUGUUCUUUCUCUCAAUCUUCGUCGCCGUUUGCUCUCAGUCCAGUUCAAACGACGCUUCAGUAAUGCAGGCUCUGAAGAAGAGCCUCAACUCGCCGAGUUCACUCGACUGGACCGACUCGGAUCCCUGUAACUGGAAGCAGGUUGUGUGCUCCAACGACAAACGGGUCACCCGGAUCCAAAUCGGACAUCAGGGGCUCAAAGGGUCUCUCCCUCCGAACCUCAACAACCUCACCUCCUUGCAGGUUUUCGAAGUCAUGGGCAACGAACUCACUGAGUCACUCCCGAGUUUCGCCGGGUUGGCUUCGCUCUCCAGUCUCUUGCUCAACAACAACAAUUUCUCGUCAAUUCCUGCAGAUUUCUUCAGGGACAUGUCGUCGUUGCAAGCUGUCUACCUCGACUACAACCCCUUUUCCGCAUGGUCGAUACCUGAUAGUCUAAAAAGCGCUUCGGCCCUUCAGACUUUCUCGGCAGUUUCCGCUAAUAUUUCCGGGAAAAUCCCAGAUUUUCUCGGCGUCGACACGUUCCCAGGUUUGCAAACUUUGCAUCUUUCUUUCAAUAAUUUCGAGGGCGGAUUACCCGCGAGUUUUUCGGGUUCGUCCAUUCAGUCUCUGUGGCUGAAUGGUCUGAGUGAUGGUUCUAAGCUCAAUGGCACAAUUGAUGUGUUAAAGAACAUGACUCAAUUGACUGAAGUUUGGUUGCAAUCGAAUUCGUUUUCGGGUCCCAUACCGGACCUUUCUGGGUUAAUCGGACUGAAAACAUUGAGUUUGAGAGACAAUGGCUUUACGGGUCCGGUACCGGAGUCUCUGGUGGAUCUUCCAUCGCUCCAGACUCUGAAUUUAACCAACAAUAUGUUACAGGGACCAACUCCAAAGUUUAAGUCUUCAGUUGGGGUUGAUAUGAUUAAUGAGACUAACAGUUUUUGCUUACCUGAUCCUGGUGUUCUCUGUGAUCAGAGAGUGAACACAUUGCUUUCGAUUUCGCAAUCUGUUGGUUACCCAACUGUGUUUGCAGAGAAUUGGAAGGGGAAUGAUCCUUGUGCUCAGUGGAAGGGGAUCACAUGUUCAAAUGGGAGCAUUACAGUUAUUAAUUUUCAGAAAUUGGGUCUAACUGGUACAAUUUCUCCCAACUUUUCAUCGUUUUCAUCUUUGCAAGUAUUGAUUCUUUCUAAUAAUAACCUUGGUGGUACCAUCCCGAAUGAGCUUACAACUUUGCCUAACCUUAAGCAAUUAGAUGUUUCGAAUAACCAGAUUUAUGGUAAAAUUCCAUCAUUUAAGAGUAAUGUGCUUGUAAAAACCGAUGGGAAUCCGGAUAUUGGGAAGGAUAGUGGUGUUACUCCAUUACCCGGGGGGUCACCAUCGGAUAAUACACGUGGCUCAUCACCGGGCUCGCCCUCAGGUAAUAGUACAAGUACUUCUGGAAGUGAUGGCAAGAAGUCUUCAUCUGGAGUGGUUGUGGGUUCGGUGAUUGGUGCUGCUUCUCUGGUUUUCAUUGUUGGGAUCGGAGUUUUCUGCGUUUACAGAAAUAAACGAAAGCGUCUCGGUAGAGUACAGAGUCCGAAUACAGUGGUGAUCCAUCCUCGCCAUUCGGGGUCAGACCAGGAUACAGUUAAGAUCACUGUUGCUGGUUCAAGCGUCAAUGGUGGAACAGUGAGUGAAACUUACAGUCUUGGAAGUAGUGGGCCUAGGGACAUCCAAGUUGGGAACAUGGUAAUUUCCAUCCAAGUUUUGAAGACGGUGACUAACAACUUCAGUGAGGAGAAUAUAUUGGGUAGAGGUGGAUUUGGGACUGUUUACAAAGGUGAGUUGCAUGAUGGAACUAAGAUUGCUGUAAAGAGGAUGGAGUCAGCAGUGGUGAGUGAGAAGGGUUUGGAAGAAUUCAAGUCUGAGAUUGCUGUACUUACCAAGGUUCGACAUAGGCAUUUGGUUUCGCUCCAAGGAUAUUGCUUGGAUGGAAAUGAGAGGCUUCUUGUUUAUGAGUACAUGCCUCAAGGGACUCUGAGUAGGUAUCUGUUUAACUGGAAGGAGGAAGGGUUGAAACCCCUUGAAUGGACAAAAAGGCUGAUCAUUGCCUUGGAUGUGGCUAGAGGUGUUGAAUAUCUACAUAGUUUAGCCCAUCAGAGCUUUGUGCAUAGGGAUUUGAAACCAUCAAACAUUCUCCUUGGAGAUGAUAUGCGGGCUAAAGUUGCAGAUUUUGGACUUGUCCGUCUUGCUCCAGAUGGUCCGGAUGGCAAAGCUUCAGUAGUAACAAAACUAGCAGGAACCUUUGGGUAUCUCGCACCGGAGUAUGCAGCAAUGGGCAGAGUGACUACCAAGGUUGAUGUGUUCGCCUUCGGAGUAAUUUUAAUGGAGCUGAUUACCGGAAGAAAGGCUCUAGAUGAAACCCAGCAGGAGGACACUAUUCAUCUUGUUGCAUAUUUCCGUAGAAUACACAACAACAAAGACUCGUUCGAAAAGGCCAUCGAUCCCACAAUCCACCUUGAUGACGAGAUCCGUGCCAGUGUUAACAUUGUGGCUGAGCUUGCUGGCCACUGCAGUGCAAGAGAACCCUAUCAGAGGCCUGACAUGAGUCACGCAGUCAAUGUGCUUUCAUCUCUUGCCGAGCUCUGGAAACCAUCCGACCCUGAUGCCGAGGACAUGUAUGGGAUCGACUUCGAUAUGUCAUUACCUCAGGCAGUCAAGAAAUGGCAGGCUCUCGAAGGAAUGAGUGGUGUGGAUGGUUCUUCGUCUUACUUUGGCAGUGCCGAUAAUACCCAAACUAGCAUACCUACCCGACCUCCUGGCUUUGCAGAUUCCUUUGCAUCCGCAGAUGGACGGUGAGAUUUAGUGAUCGAACAAAGAAGAUGAUCUGACAGUGCAAGUGGUGUUGUUAAUUGCUCCCGAGAGGUUUGGUUUGUUCAUUCUUUCUGCUUAUUUCAUGCUUUUCUUCUUUAUCUUUCUUGCAAGGUUUGUUCCUUUUUCUUUUUCCAUACUUUGUUGAAGCUGCUGCUCUUUUCCUUUUUCUUUGUAGUUUGGACAGCUAAGUUAUCUUAUAACUCUUGAAGAUUCAAAUAGAUAAGAGUUCAUGUA